Gossypium raimondii (Peruvian cotton) is the source of this 1476-nucleotide messenger RNA. Its product is annotated as transcriptional regulator STERILE APETALA. The coding region runs from base 83 to 1420 and encodes 445 amino acids. NCBI's taxonomy places the organism in Eukaryota, Viridiplantae, Streptophyta, Magnoliopsida, Malvales, Malvaceae. Gene Ontology annotation, molecular function: protein binding. Gene Ontology annotation, cellular component: preribosome, large subunit precursor. The transcript has 2 exons. The record is from RefSeq and is a predicted model, not a curated record.
UCGUGUCUUUAUCUAAAACUUUUUGUCCUUGUUUCCCAUUUCUUUCCUCUCCCUUUAUAGCUUUUUUACUUGCAUACUAUUGAUGUCUUCUUCGUUAUCAUCAUCAUCAUCAUCUUCUGAAGAUGCCAAUGGGAAUAGUGGAAGAAGGGGUGUUGGUGAUUUCGGAGCACCGUCUUUGACUCGUAGACGUGCCAAUAACGAAAUCUGGCCAGGCCCUUUUGUUGAAGAUCUUGUUGUCCAAGUUGCCAUUGAUGCUUCCUGUUCUUUUGGCCGCCUGGCAGUUGCUGCUGCACUUGCCAAUGUGUUUCAGGUUUGUUCCACGUGGCAAGCUGUCUCUCGCUCUGAUCCACUGUGGCACCGUCUCACAACAGUUAUAUGGGGCCGGACCCACCGUAUGCACGCCUCGUGGCGUGAGGAAUACGUUUACCGUCAUCAAACGGCUCAGAAUUUUCGUGCUGGGAGAUCAUUUUACCACACCCUCCACUUCGAUCCCGCCAGUGUGGACAACCCGGAUGGACUGACGUGUCGCUGCCUUACCUUGUCUGAUACCCACCUCGCUUGCGGCUUUGCCGAUGGUACCGUGAGGCUUUUCGACCUCUCUACUCGUCAACUGGUCGGAACCUUCCACCCGCACCACCGUGAUCGUUUCGGCCGCUUUUCACGUGCCGUAUCUGGCAUUGUGAUCUCGGACCCCAGAAUAAUAUUCGCCACGUUGGAUGGAGACAUCCACGUAGCGAUCAUUGACGGAGAGCCCCUUGCUCGCACGGCCCAUUUGGGCAACGUCGUGAACGACGGUGCAUUGGUGGACUUCACCGGAUGUGGGCGAUGGUGGGUGGGGCUUUAUGCAGGCGUUCCGGGUCGGGCACUCCACAUUUGGGACGGUAACACUGAAGAGCUAGCCUUCGUAAACACAAAUCUGACUGACCCAGAAGCCGUGAUGGGGUGGCACACGUUGACUGAGUUGACUGAAACUAUCGGCCGAGUUAGGGUGACGGGUCAGGAAUCGGCGGUCGCAUGCACGAGUUUAAGGUACAUGGUUGUGGACUUGAGAAACCCGGAGUUUCCAUUACACGACCGGGAGUGGAGGAGAAGGCUUACAGUGACGUCGUUGGACACCAAUGGCGAGGCAUUCAUCAUGGUGGAUAACCGUGGGUUGGCAAUCGUCCGCCGGGUAGAUACACUAGAGGAGGUGUGCAGAUUCAACACGAGGAACGUCAACGUCAUGGGUUGCAUGAACCUAGGGUACGCGCUAAUGUGCGCCGCGGGUGUAGUAAGGGUGUGGGAAAUAGAGCACGGUCAACACUUGUAUAGUUUGAACCAGAACGUAGAGGAAGUCAACGCCAUGGUGGCAGAUGAUCGGCACGUGGCAGCAGCGGGUAGUGACACGGGGAUACAUCUGUGGGAUUUUGGUGCACAGUAGCGAAUGGUGACAGUAGAACAAAAGUUUAGGGUUCAUGGGGGGCCAGCCAUUGUACU